Dentiscutata erythropus is the source of this 337-nucleotide messenger RNA. Lineage: Eukaryota; Fungi; Glomeromycota; Glomeromycetes; Diversisporales; Gigasporaceae. The record is from the annotation of a GenBank genome assembly.
AUCAGACAACGCGCAUAUACAAAUAACGCACUUAUACAAAUCAAUAAAAUGUCUUGGUAUUCAUAUUCAAAAUAUGAUUAUUUAUCAGAUGAAAACUCAGAAUACAAUAGUGAUUCUGGGGAUGAUUUGCCAAAUUUAACAAUCGAUAAGCAACAAAUUUUGCGAAAAUAUAAAUAUCUUAAUCGCCCUAAUUGCCCCAGAAAAGAAUGUCUUUAUGCUUCGGAAAAUAUUCAACCUGAAGGAUGGAUUAUCCGGCAAGAAUACCCUCAUUGCUAUAGAUAUUUCCAUAACUUAUCUGAGUUUGAAAUAUGGCAUGAAUCGAUACCCGAAAACCAGC